Bemisia tabaci is the source of this 2566-nucleotide messenger RNA. The record is from RefSeq and is a predicted model, not a curated record. Lineage: Eukaryota; Metazoa; Arthropoda; Insecta; Hemiptera; Aleyrodidae.
CUUCUGAAAGCGCUUUAACAACACACAUGCAAACGCACGAUGGCGAGAUACCAUUCAAUUACAGUCAUUGCUCCUCCUCAUCCAGUAUUGAAGAUAAUUUAAAGAAACACAUGCGAACGCAUACUGGUAAUGAGAAGCUACUUAGUUGCAAUCAUUGCUCCUCCUCUUUCAGUAGUAAAGACGAUUUAAAGAUGCACAUGGGAACGCACACUGGUGAGAAGCCAUUCAGUUGCAGUCAUUGCACGGCAUGCUUUUCUCACAAAAAGUCUUUAACGGCACAUGUUCGCACGCAUACUGGUGAGAAACCAUUCAGUUGCAAUCAUUGCUCCUCCUCUUUCAGUAGAAAAGACUAUUUAGAGAUGCACAUGCGAACGCACACUGGUGAGAAACAAUUCAGUUGCAGUCAUUGCUCCUCCUCUUUCAGUAUUAAAAACAAUUUAAAGAUGCACAUGCGAACGCACACUAGUGAGAAACCAUUCAAAUGCAGUCAUUGCCCGGCAUGCUUUUCUCACAAAAGGUCUUUAACGGCACAUGUUCGCACGCAUACUGGUGAGAAACCAUUCAGUUGCAAUCAUUGCUCCUCUUCUUUCAGUUGUAAAGACUAUUUAAAGAUACACAUGCGAACGCAUACUGGUGAGAAGUCAUUCAGUUGCAGUCAUUGCACAGCAUGCUUUUCUCACAAAAAGUCUUUAACGGAACAUGUUCGCACGCAUACUGGUGAGAAACCAUUCAGUUGCAAUCAUUGCUCCUCCUCUUUCAGUAAUAAAAACAAUUUAAAGAUGCACAUGCGAACGCACACUGGUGAGAAACCAUUCAGUUGCAGUCAUUGCACAGCAUGCUUUUCUCACAAAAAUUCUUUAACGGAACAUGUUCGCACGCAUACCGGUGAGAAGCCAUUCAAUUGCAGUCAUUGCACGGCAUGCUUUUCUCACAAAAAGUCUUUAACGGAACAUGUUCGCACGCAUACUGGUGAGAAACCAUUCAGUUGCAGUCAUUGCACAGCAUGCUUUUCUCACAAAAAGUCUUUAACGGAACAUGUUCGCACGCAUACCGGUGAGAAGCCAUUCAGUUGCAGUCAUUGCACGGCAUGCUUUUCUCACAAAAAGUCUUUAACGGAACAUGUUCGCACGCAUACUGGUGAGAAACCAUUCAGUUGCAAUCAUUGCUCCUCCUCUUUCAGUAUUAAAAACAAUUUAAAGAUUCACAUGCGAACGCACACUGGUGAGAAACCAUUCAGUUGCAGCCAUUGCACGGCAUGCUUUUCUCACAAAAGGUCUUUAACGGCACACGUUCGCACGCAUACUGGUGAGAAACCAUUCAGUUGCAAUCAUUGUUCCUCCUCUUUUCGUAUGAAAAAUCAUUUAAAGAUGCACGUGCGAACGCAUACUGGUGAGAAACCAUUCAGUUGCAGUCAUUGCUCCUCCUCUUUCCGUAUGAAAAAUCAUUUAAAGAUGCACGUGCGAACGCAUACUGGUGAGAAACCAUUCAGUUGCAGUCAUUGCACAGCAUGCUUUUCGCACAAAAAGUCUUUAACGGAACAUGUUCGCACGCAUACUGGUGAGAAACCAUUCAGUUGCAGUCAUUGCAUGGCAUGCUUUUCUCACAAAAAGUCUUUAACGGCACAUGUUCGCACGUAUACUGGUGAGAAACCAUUCAGUUGCAGUCAUUGCACGGCAUGCUUUUCGGACAAAAGUAAUUUAUCAAAGCACAUACGGACGCAUACUGGUGAGAAACCAUUCAGUUGCAAUCAUUGCUCCACUUCUUUCAGUAGUAAAGACUAUUUAAAGAUGCACAUGCGAACGCACACUGGUGAGAAACCAUUCAGUUGCAGUUAUUGCACGGCAUGCUUUUCUCACAAAAAGUCUUUAACGGAACAUGUUCGCACGCAUACUGGUGAGAAACCAUUCAGUUGCAGUCAUUGCUCCGCUUCUUUUAGUAGGAAAGGCACUUUAAAGGUGCACAUGCGAACGCACACCGGUGAGAAACCAUUCAGUUGCAGUCAUUGCAAGGCAUGCUUUUCUACUACAAGUAAUUUAUCAAAGCACAUCCGGACGCAUACUGGUGAGAAACCAUUCAUUUACAAUCAUUGCUCCUCCUCUUUCAGUAGUUAAGACAAUUUAAAGAUGCACAUGCGAACGCACACUGGUGAGAAACCAUUCAGUUGCAAUCAUUGCUCCACUUCUUUCAGUAGUAAAGACUAUUUAAAGAUGCACAUGCGAACGCACACUGGUGAGAAACCAUUCAGUUGCAGUUAUUGCACGGCAUGCUUUUCUCACAAAAAGUCUUUAACGGAACAUGUUCGCACGCAUACUGGUGAGAAACCAUUCAGUUGCAGUCAUUGCUCCGCUUCUUUUAGUAGGAAAGGCACUUUAAAGGUGCACAUGCGAACGCACACCGGUGAGAAACCAUUCAGUUGCAGUCAUUGCAAGGCAUGCUUUUCUAAUACAAGUAAUUUAUCAAAGCACAUCCGGACGCAUACUGGUGAGAAAUCAUUAAUUUACAAUCAUUGCUCCUCCUCUUUCAGUAGUUAGGACAAUUUAAAGAUGCACAUGCGAACGCACACUGG